GACAAACAACGCCAAAUUUUUCUUUAACUUCAACUGCCAUGGAUCAAUACGGCGAACCGACUGCUCCUUCAGUUGACCCUUACUCAGAUGCGUACAAUGCACCAGCACCUGCUACUACCACAUCAGAAACCAGAGACCGGGACACCGCCCCAACACGCGGUCGUUCUCGUUCCAGAAGUCCUGGAGCCCGCAGCACCGGUUACCGUAGUCCUCCUCCAAAACGCAGGUCUCCACCUCCUAAAAAGCCAACACAUGCUCCAAUUGCGCCUAACCCCUCCCAAGUUUUGGGGGUAUUUGGAUUAAGCAUUAGGACACAAGAGCGGGAUUUGGAUGAGGAGUUCUCUCGCUUUGGAAGAGUUGAAAAAGUCACAAUUGUUUACGACCAGAGGUCCGACCGUUCUCGUGGUUUCGGCUUUAUAAGAAUGUCCAGCACUGAAGAAGCUACUCGCUGCAUUCAGGAACUCAACGGAGUCGAACUGAAUGGACGCCGCAUUCGAGUUGACUAUUCUGUCACUGACAGACCGCACGCACCAACUCCUGGAGAAUAUAUGGGACAUCGUCGCUCGACUAGGGACACCUAUUCAGGCUCAGGCCGUGACUCUUACCACCGCGACUCCUACCGUGACUCAUAUCGUGACCGCGAUUACCGCCGUUCCGAUCGCGAUAAGGAUAGGGACCCCUACGGUCGCGACAGCCGUGAUUGGCGCGAUCGUCGCAGCCCUCGUCGUUACUCACCUGAUUACAGGAGGCGUGGGAGCUACUCCAGGAGUCCUCCUAGGGGUAGUAGCCCUCGCAAGGAUUUUGAUGGCCCUUCAGGGACCGGUGCGGCAAACUCUUCCAACCAGGCUGAAAAUGGCGGUAGUCGUUGGUGAUGGUUCAGCUGUCAGCGGAAAUCAUUUCGAAGGUGUGCAAGUCGUGGUCCCUUGUUUCAAUUAUCGAUAGGCGAAAGCAUGGACAAGAGGUCUCGUUCGUACAAGCACAAGUGAUUGAAGAGGUUCAUGGCGGUCAUCCCCCAGCAAGCCUCAAGUUGGCAAUGUUCUCGUUACUUCCCUAUCUUGAAGAAAGCAAGACAUGGUUUCCGCGUUCGCUAUUUCAGACAGAAAACCAAGUUCAAAGUUCAUUUCAUCCUCGACU
Messenger RNA from Suillus subaureus, 1134 nucleotides. RefSeq lists its product as uncharacterized. Gene Ontology annotation, molecular function: RNA binding. Gene Ontology annotation, biological process: positive regulation of mRNA splicing, via spliceosome. Lineage: Eukaryota; Fungi; Basidiomycota; Agaricomycetes; Boletales; Suillaceae. The coding region runs from base 39 to 872 and encodes 277 amino acids. Gene Ontology annotation, cellular component: spliceosomal complex. The transcript is spliced from 5 exons. The record is from RefSeq and is a predicted model, not a curated record.